AAGUCACUAUGGUGACGGGAGGUCGGGGAGGCUUCCUCUCCGCGGGUCCCACCUCCGAGGACGGCUACCUGCGCUGCCCGGGAAGUUGAGUGAAUACAAUCAAGUAGUAUUGAGAAAUUUUACUGGAAGAAGAGACAUGAGACUGAAGAUAUCACUUUUAAAAGAACCAAAGCAUCAGGAGCUGGUGAGCUGCGUGGGCUGGACCACUGCUGAAGAAUUGUACUCGUGCAGCGAUGACCACCAGAUAGUGAAGUGGAACCUGUUAACCAGUGAGACCAGUCAAAUAGUAAAACUUCCUGAUGACAUUUACCCCAUUGACCUUCACUGGUUUCCAAAAAACUUAGGUAUAAAGAAACAGACUCAAGCAGAAAGCUUUGUCCUUACAAGUUCGGAUGGUAAAUUCCAUCUGAUUUCCAAGUUAGGAAGAGUGGAAAAGAGUGUGGAAGCUCACUGUGGGGCCGUGCUUGCGGGAAGGUGGAAUUAUGAAGGAACAGCACUAGUGACAGUUGGAGAAGAUGGACAAAUCAAAAUCUGGUCAAAAACUGGGAUGCUCAGAUCAACAUUAGCUCAGCAAGGAACACCAGUGUAUUCAGUAGCCUGGGGCCCAGAUUCAGAGAAGGUUCUUUACACCGCAGGCAAGCAGCUCAUCAUUAAACCUCUCCAACCAAAUGCAAAAGUUUCACAGUGGAAAGCCCAUGAUGGCAUAAUUUUAAAAGUAGAUUGGAACUCAGUCAAUGAUCUUAUUUUAUCUGCUGGUGAAGACUGCAAAUAUAAGGUGUGGGAUAGUUAUGGCCGCCUUCUGUACAACUCACAGCCUCACGAACAUCCCAUUACCUCAGUUGCCUGGGCACCUGAUGGAGAGAUAUUUGCUGUUGGGUCAUUUAAUACUUUACGCUUGUGUGAUAAAACAGGGUGGUCCUAUGCUUUAGAGAAACCCAACACCGGUAGCAUAUUUAACAUCGCAUGGUCCAUCGAUGGCACUCAGAUCGCUGGAGCCUGUGGAAAUGGCCAUGUUGUUUUUGCACAUGUGGUUGAGCAACGUUGGGAGUGGAAAAAUUUUCAAGUGACAUUAACUAAAAGGAGGACCAUGCAGGUUCGUAAUGUUCUUAAUGAUGCUGUGGAUUUGCUGGAGUUCCGUGACAGAGUCAUUAAAGCCUCUCUGAACUAUGCACACUUAGUUGUUUCAACGUCCCUUCAAUGUUAUGUGUUCUCUACAAAGAACUGGAAUACACCACUCAUAUUUGAUCUCAAAGAAGGAACCGUCAGUUUAAUUCUGCAGGCAGAGAGGCAUUUUCUUCUUGUUGAUGGUGGUGGUAUCUAUUUAUAUUCUUAUGAAGGACGCUUCAUUUCCUCUCCCAAGUUUCCUGGGAUGAGAACCGACAUUCUGAAUGCCCAGACUGUUUCUCUGAGUAAUGAUACCAUAGCAAUAAAAGACAAAGCUGAUGAGAAAAUCAUCUUUCUCUUUGAGGCGUCCACUGGCAAACCCCUGGGGGAUGGGAAGAGUCUUUCUCAUAAGAAUGAAAUCUUGGAAAUUGCUCUGGAUCAAAAAGGACUUACCAAUGAUAGAAAAGUUGCUUUCAUUGAUAAAAAUAGGGAUCUCUAUAUUACUUCAGUGAAACGAUUUGGGAAGGAAGAACAAAUUAUCAAACUUGGAACAAUGGUACACACAUUGGCAUGGUGCGACUCAUGCAAUAUCCUGUGUGGCCUUCAGGAUACUCGGUUCACAGUGUGGUACUAUCCCAACACUGUGUAUGUGGACAGAGACAUUUUGCCUAAAACGUUAUAUGAGAAGGAUGCAAGUGAAUAUAGUAAAAACCCUCAUAUUGUGAGUUUUGUGGGGAAUCAGGUAACUAUCAGAAGAGCGGAUGGGUCUCUGGUCCACAUCAGCAUAUCUCCGUAUCCUGCUAUUCUUCAGGAAUAUGUGAGCAGUUCCAAGUGGGAGGAUGCUGUAAGACUUUGUCGCUUUGUUAAGGAGCAAACCAUGUGGGCGUGUCUGGCUGCCAUGGCACUUGCCAACCGAGACAUGACCACUGCAGAAAUUGCCUACGCAGCAAUCGGCGAGAUUGAUAAGGUUCAAUACAUCAACUCUAUAAAAGAUCUUCCAUCCAAAGAAUCAAAAAUGGCACAUAUACUAAUGUUUAGUGGGAACAUACAGGAAGCUGAAAUAGUACUUCUUCAGGCUGGCCUUGUUUAUCAAGCAAUCCAGAUCAAUAUUAAUCUCUACAACUGGGAAAGGGCCCUGGAAUUAGCUGUAAAAUAUAAAACCCACGUAGAUACAGUGCUGGCAUACCGUCAGAAGUUUCUGGAGACCUUUGGUAAACACGAAACUAAUAAACGAUACUUGCAAUAUGCAGAAGGUCUCGAAAUAGAUUGGGAGAAAAUCAAUGCCAAAAUCGAGAUGGAAAUAACUAAAGAACGGGAGCGGUCCUCAAGCAAGAGUAUUGGGCUAAAGCACUGAACGCCAUCUCAGCCUUCAGGAAGUUCCACCCAUAAAAGGAAUUCCCAUUUAACAGAAGAUAAGCAUGGUAUGGUUGCUAAGGAACCAGAGCAUAAAAGGUGUAGUUCAGGGGUAGAAGGCUGUAAUUCAGUGGUAGAAGGCUUGCCUAGCGUGUAUGCACGGUCCUCCAGUACCUCAAACAAGAAAGGAAAGGAUAAUGACAUAUUCUUUAGUUACAAGCACUUUCUAUGCAUUGAAUGCCAACAGUACAUUCAGAAAGACUAAGCACAAAAUAAUUGACAUGAUUCUAUCUUUUAUACUCUUCAAGUCUAAUAAUUAGCAAAAUAUUUCUAUAUUCCUGUCACCUGUGUAGUGCUGAUUAUAUUCCAGGUUUUGGUUCACACUAUUUUGUCCUUGAUUCUUCAGCAUGAACAAAGAAUAAUGCUGAUAAUAAAACACUGGACUCUCUCAAAUGCAUGUUAGCAUUAAUUUGUAUAUGGCCUCUAAAUUAUAAAGUACCUCCAAAGUUGAUAUAAGAAUAUACAAGGAUGGAUUUGUGAAAAUAUACUGUACAUCAAAGCUAAGAGCAGCAUUUAUUCAAAUAGCAUAAGGUCAAAACAACUCAUCUGUCCAUCAGUAGAUAAACAGAUAAUUCAAGGUAGUAUGCUAUCCAGUGGAAUAGUAUUCAGCCUUAAAAAUUCAGAUGAACUUUAAAAAAAUUACUCUAAGUGAAGACACAAAAAGUCAAAUAUUGUAUGUUGCCACUUUCAUAGGAAUCUAGAAAUAAGUUCUCAGAGACAGGAAGGAGAAUCGUGUCAGUGAGGAAGUAGGGCAAGGGGAAACGGAGGUUUAUUUUCUUGUUAAUGGGUACAGAGCUUCUGUUUGGGAUGAGCAAGUUCUAAAAGUGCACUGUGAUGGCCUCACUAUUCCAUGAAUGCUGAUGCCAUCAAAUUGCACUCCUAAAAUGGUUAAAAUUGUUACAUUGUUUUAUAUAUAUAUAUAUAUAUAUAUAUAUAUAUCAUAAUUUAAAUGCAUAUGUAGAAGGAGCAAGAAGUAUUUUCCUUGUUCUCUUCCUGCAGACAGCAGCACUGGAGUCUAACUUGGUGAAAUUCUUCCUCAGGUGAUAAACCUGCUCCAUGGACUAACCUUAACUCAGUAGGUCCCCUUGAAAGUGUGUUACAGUAACAUAAAUACCCUGAACUUGGUUUGGAAGUAGAGUAUUAUAGAGAGGGCACAGCCCAUGUAUAAACACAUAAAUAACUGUAUCAAGGUUUUUGUAUAAAAAUGUUCUUUAAUUUCCAACUUGUUUCCUUUGUUUUCUGGAAUAUUCGGUUCUUGAUCCAGAUGCUGGACUCAAGAAUGUGUUCAGUUUGUGAACUUUUUGAGCAGUUGCUUAUAAAUUGUACUUACUAGAUUUGUAUAUGUUUUCUAUAUUAUAUUUCAAUGAAAAAAUUUAAAGUAAUUGGGUAAAUUUU
Molecule: messenger RNA, 3912 nt
Organism: Dipodomys spectabilis (banner-tailed kangaroo rat)
Lineage: Eukaryota; Metazoa; Chordata; Mammalia; Rodentia; Heteromyidae
Gene: Ift80
Product: intraflagellar transport 80
Exons: 20
Coding region: 137-2458 (773 amino acids)
Biological process (GO): cilium assembly
Cellular component (GO): centrosome; cilium; intraciliary transport particle B
Molecular function (GO): protein binding
Source: RefSeq, a predicted model, not a curated record